Cydia fagiglandana is the source of this 1215-nucleotide messenger RNA. RefSeq lists its product as uncharacterized. Gene Ontology annotation, cellular component: plasma membrane. NCBI's taxonomy places the organism in Eukaryota, Metazoa, Arthropoda, Insecta, Lepidoptera, Tortricidae. Gene Ontology annotation, molecular function: olfactory receptor activity; odorant binding. The transcript has 7 exons. Gene Ontology annotation, biological process: sensory perception of smell; detection of chemical stimulus involved in sensory perception of smell. Bases 1 to 729 code for a protein of 242 amino acids. The record is from RefSeq and is a predicted model, not a curated record.
AUGACUGAUGAUCGUGACGCGACUUUCACCGUCAUGAUCCCUGUAUGGCCCGACGUUGAAGACCGAAGAAUUAUCGCCGCAACCGCUCGCGUAGUCCACUACAUUGUCUGGUUGAUUUUCAUGGUCCGGGUCCUCGUCCUCUACAUGUUAAUUAUCACCAGCACCAUUACUAUCGCGCACCAGUUCAAGCAUCUGUGCAAAUAUUUUGAAGACCUGAACGAUAUAUUUGAAGGCAGUGGCAGUCAGGAGGAAAAGGAGAGGAAAUAUGAAAAUGCUUUUAAACUUGGGGUUAAAAUGCAUACUAUCUCGCUAUGGUGCACGCGGCAGAUACAGCUGACGGGCGGCGUGGCGUUCAGCGGUCAGGUGAUCAUCAACGUCUGCACACUCGGCCUGCUCAUGCUUCAGACGAUGUCCACGGAGCGGACGCUUGCCGCCAUGAUGCCGAUCAUCUUCAUGGCGAUGGCAAUCCUGAUCGGCACUGGACUGUUCUUAUGGAACGCUGGAGACGUCAACAUCGAGGCGACUCUUCUGCCAGCAGCCAUGUUCCACUCGGGCUGGUACAACUGCACCAGACAUUCCUCGGUGCGUGUGCGCAAGCUGGUCACCAUCGCCAUCGCGCAAGCACAGAAACCAGUACUGAUAAAAGGGCUCGGAUUGAUUGAACUGUCAUAUGAAUCUUACGUUGCGAUUGUUAAGUCAUCGUACUCUCUGUUUUCAGUGAUAUACUAGAAAUUACGAAUCGUAAAAAAGGGGGAGGCCUAUGUUCAGCAGUGGACGUCUUAUGGCUGAGAUGAUGAUGAUGAUGACUAGAAAUUAAACUAAUACCUUCAGAAAUACAAUCGUUCCACUACAGCUGCAUUUGUUCAACUUUUGAGCCAGUAAUUUGCAUAACUUUAAAACUCACCUAACUGCAACUUGAAGCAAUCUACACCACACAGUUAAUUUAUUUCAUGUUUAUUUACUAGCUACAGAGUAGCAUUAUGAGUAGCGAAACUAAUAAAAUGAGUAGAUACUAAUAAAACCUUUUUUUAAGUAGGUAAGGAUAAAAUUUAAACUUUGGAAAAUACCUACUCACCUGCUAUACCUAUAAUUCAAUAAUAAAAUUUAAUAAAUAAUAAUUUGUUAACCGAGGAACGAAAGUCACUCAUUUCGGUCGAUGUAUUAGUUGUAUUGUAGUAUGUAAGGGGGAGGCCUAUGUUAAGGGGGAGGCCUAUG